AUUCAGUCGUCACAGAAAACCACCGGGCCAGACUUUUCACGCUGUACACAAGAUGCGCGUUUAGUUUACAAAGCGAUUGUACAUGUAUUUAGACAGCACAGACAGAUAGGGGAAGAAUCAUCUGGCACCCGACUCUCAAUGUUUUUAUUACUGGACUCGUAUGGUGCUUGAAGAUGUGGGAUCAGAUGUAAGCCUGAGCUCGUUUUUUUACAGUUAUAACUGAGUCAAUCUGCAGACCUGUCCCGAGAAGGGGCAGAGCCAAGGUGUAGGACUAUAUGCCUCAUAUUGUGCGUCAGAUGGCGACCUUGCCACAUUCUGCUGAUAUCAUCAUCAAAGAAGAAACGUUUGACUCCACGAUAAGUAAAAGUGUGAGGUGUAAUGGUUGUGGUGACACCAUAGCUGAUCGUUACUUGCUUCGUGUUGGCGGAGCGUUAAGCUGGCAUAUGAAGUGCCUAAGCUGUACUGCAUGUCGAACCAAGUUAGACACACAAGUGACAUGCUACUGUCGGGACUCCAAGGUCUACUGUAAACACUGCUAUUCCAGAACUUUCAGCACAAAGUGUGCUGGGUGUGAGCGCACCAUUCACGCUAGUGAUUGGGUCAGAAGGGCUAAGAACCACGUGUAUCACUUGGCGUGUUUCGCCUGCGAUGACUGCAAACGACAGCUCUCUACGGGGGAAGAGUUCGCGAUGUUGGACAGCAAGGUCCUGUGCAAAGUGCACUACUUGGAUAUGAUCGAAGGAAGUUUUCAGGAAGCUGACGGUAAAAACGAUAUUGUUGAUAAGAGAAAUAUGCAUAAAUCAAAGAGGAUAAGGACCACUUUCUCUGAGGAGCAGUUGGAGGUCUUGCAAGCUAAUUUCACCGUAGACAGUAACCCAGAUGGCCAAGACUUAGAACGUAUUGCCCAGCAGACAGGCCUUAGCAAGCGUGUCACACAGGUGUGGUUUCAAAAUUCACGUGCACGCCAAAAGAAGCACAAAGGUUCACCCGGUGACGGGUUGCAUGGUUCAUCAUCGAGCGAUGAAGGGUCGAGGCAGGAUGUGUGUGUCUCGUGCGGGACUUCAUACUGCGUGUGCAUCAAGGGCAGAGGGCCAACGUGUACCACAUAAUCACGGCCCACCGCACGGUCUGAACAUCGUGUUAGAUGAUUAUGAAAUGUUCUCAAAUUAGAAAUAUGAGAAAAAUGUCCGUUUAUGAAACAUCCCGCUUUGUCGGCUGGUUUGCUAACUCCUCAUUCCCUAAGCAGCAUAAUUUCGGAAGCGCCCUGAGCGCAGAUAUUUUGAAUGCAUAUUUCAAUGGUCGAAUAAUUUGUCACUUGAAAUUCGACGAAAUAGAAAAAAAAUGUUCUGAAAACAACGCCGAAAUACAAACAAAAACCGCUGCAAUCAUCAGCACGUUUUCCUUUGAGCGGGCACGUGGGUGGUUAUUGUAGGGCGCCAAGUGAAACGCUCAUUUUGCUGAUUGUUAUUUCGGUGUUGGAUGAAUUGGCUACAGUACCUAAUCAGUUUCGAAUAAAGUGCUCUUAACUAAGAUCAAGGCGCUUUACAUUAUUGUUACCCGUGAUCAGUGGGCCAAUGAAACAUUCCUAAUACCAUCUCAGCUCCCUGGGGAGUGUGCAGCUCGAGACUACCAUUUCGGCGCAAAGGACCUAAAAUCAAACCCAAUAACCAUCUCUGCCCCCACAGGUACCCAUUUACUCCUGGGUGGGGAGAAACAAUGCAUGACAAAGUGCCUUGCCCAAGGGCACACGCACCAUAACCCCAAACCCCAGGCUGGAAUCGAACCCGCAACCUGCAGAAUCAUCCGCAGACCACGAGGCCACGGCACUCCACAAAAUAAUAGCCCAACAAACCUAAAAACUUCACAACCUUUCGAGCCAUAGGUUUGUGCACAAGCAUUGCUACACCAAGCAGGCUAGCUUUUAAUUAAUAAACAGCUCUGUGGUAAAAAUUGUAAUAAAAAAGGAGAGAAAAAAGUAGUAUGACCUGGGAGGAUUGGAUGCAUUAUUUCCUCAAGAAGGGUAGACGAAUUUGCAUCCUGAUUAAUAACAAAACAAUAGAAAAAAACGGAUAUCCUUUAAUGUUUGUUUAUCUCGAUAACACUUAAGCCAUUAAUGGGAGAAAAAUGAGGAAAUUAUAAAUCGGCCUGUGGCCCGAAAAGUUAUAGUUUUUAAAGUGCAAUAUUAGAAGUUUUAAAUAUUUUUUUUCCAGGCUACGCAAUGAUAAUGGUGAUAGACUUUUUACUUUGUGUUGAUUUGGAUUGUUUACUGUCAAACCCAUGUUAAAUGUGUAGCUGUCUACUUAAUGAAACCAAACGUGCUUCACCUUGUUGACUAAAAGUGUUGUAAAUAAAUAAUUUGUUAAUUAAAAUGUUAGGUAUAUAUAUUUUUUCCAUAACAUAUGGACGUGUGUACAUUGUGAUGCAUAUUAGAUACUUGUGUUUUUUUUAAUCUUAAUUCAAUAACUUGAAAAACACGGAAGAUCUACGCAUGUCUAUCUUUGUGAAACAAAAAUGCCGCCCUCUAGGCAGUUGAUGUCGUUAAAGGGCACAUUUUGUGUCACUUUCUACCCUCUUAAAUGUAUGAAAACUACUUAACAUCCCCUUUUGGUUAAUUUUAUUGAAAAGUGCACGUUCUUAAAACUUUAAAAUUUUCCAUUUUUUUCCUGACAAAUGAGGGUGCUGUUGCUGUGAUGUCAUUUCAGGAAGACACUGUCCACUUUAGGGGGUUUCUGUUCAAAUUGUGAGCCUAAAAUUUGCUCAUUGAAAACAUUUUUGAGAAAACAUUGCUCAUUGCCUUACUGUCAUGUACUGUAAUGUAUCCUUUUUUAUACCAAUAUAACAGUGAAGUUUCAGCCUGGAAUAACAUCACACUUUAGCUCAUGAAUAUGGAAAUUGCAUUAGCAUAAAAACCAAAACGCACCAAAAUGCCCUUUAAAAUGGCAAAAUGAAAAUAAGGUUAAAUGGGACACAAAGGUGUGUUUUUCAGGACUGCAUUAAAACAAACACAUUGCAUGGGCCCUUUAAGGGUUUACCCAACCGCCAUAUUGAUAACAAGCUAAUACUGAUGUAGUUGCUUUAAAGGUACGUAAGAUCAUUUGCUUUUUGUGCAUUUUAUUUUAUCGUUUGAAGCAUCAACAUUGCUAUUAAAAAUCUCAAGUAGGGUGCAUAUAACAACUAAUAACAUGUUGAAAUUUCAGCUCAGUGGAUACAAUACACUUUGAGAAAACAGACAAGACGCAUGAACAAUUUCUGGGUCUCUCAUAACUGGAUUCUCUUAACCCAGGUAAUGUCUACCCGUGAGCACCCUAUUUUGAAACCAUCUUCACUGUUUGUUUUCUUCCAAACAAUGCCAUUUCAGAAGGAAUAAUUUCACAGGGUAUUUGAUACCAGUCCUAUCUUGACUUUGAGCAAGGUUCCUGUCAUUGAUUCGGUUGGUACUUUUCCAGGUUAUUGCAAAUGAUCCUACGUGGCUUUAACAUUAGAGAAAAAACCUUUCUAUCUGAGAGUAUUGUCAGCAACAAAUCA
This is a messenger RNA of Patiria miniata (bat star), 3525 nucleotides long. RefSeq names its product LIM/homeobox protein Awh-like. The transcript is spliced from 6 exons. The coding region runs from base 276 to 1109 and encodes 277 amino acids. Gene Ontology annotation, cellular component: nucleus. Lineage: Eukaryota; Metazoa; Echinodermata; Asteroidea; Valvatida; Asterinidae. The record is from RefSeq and is a predicted model, not a curated record. Gene Ontology annotation, biological process: neuron differentiation; regulation of transcription by RNA polymerase II. Gene Ontology annotation, molecular function: RNA polymerase II transcription regulatory region sequence-specific DNA binding; DNA-binding transcription factor activity, RNA polymerase II-specific.